GGCGAAUGUCGUCAGGAGGGGUGUGACCCCACCUGGCCUCCUUGGUGCUGGCCCAACUUGUUUGGUCGUAACAUCAGGUCUCCUCUCCUUUGGCCAAGUCCCUUUGGCCUUUAAAUAUCGAGUUAACAAAUCUCGCGGUCGCUCUUCCACCGCUCGUCGCAACGACUUGCUUUCUGUGCUUCUUUCUUCGGCGGUUGAGAUGCCUUCUUGUUCUGCUUGCGAGUCGCAAGGGAUUGCAAAAUGCGCUGUGUCGCCUCGUGAUUCCUCUCGUUGUGUCGAGUGCGUCCGCCUCGGUCGCUCGCGAUGUGAUGUGAUGGGUGUCUCGCGGGAGCAGUUACACAGGAUCGCGGCUCAACAUUCGAAGCUCGAGUCUGAGUUGGAGGCGGCGGAGGAGAAAGUCCUUCGCCUGCGCAGACAAAAGAAAAUGUGGUUUGAAAAGAUGAUGAGGGCGGUCCGUCGUGGUAUUGACAAUCUGGAGGAAUUGGAUCGGGUGGAGCGUGAAGAGGCAGAGCAGGAGGAGCGGCGGCGAUCAGCCGAGGUUCUUCCUGAAGUGUCCCUGGAGUCGCUUCUUCCGGAUUCCAAUUUUGUCUGGGAUUCGACUUUCCCGAUGGGUCCUCUGAAUCCUUCGUUGUUGGAUGAGAUGAAUGUUCUUGCGCAACAUUCCGUUGGUUCGUCUGGUGGUAUGGUUUCGAGUCCUGGUCGGCCCUUAACUUCUGGGAAUGAUCCAACUCCUGAUAGUACUGGCGGAGCGGUUCCUGGCAAUCCUGGAGGUGGUUAAGGGGUUCCCAAGUGUUUUCUUCAUGUCCGUAGUUUUCCCAUUUAACAAGGUAUUCUGUUUUGCCGUGGUUGCGUCUGUGGUCGAGUAUUCGUUCAACGUCGUAGGUUUGUUCUGCGUCGAUCUCGAUCGUUUCUUGUGUGCUGGUGCCGUGUGGUGCCGGUUCCAGUAGUGAUACGUGAAAUGUGGGGUGAAUUUUCAUGGUGUCUGGUAAUGACAGUCUGUAGUUGGUGUCGCUGAUUUUCUUGCUGAUUUUAAAAGGUCCAAGCUUCUUGAAAUCGAACUUGCUGUUUGGUCGUUGUGUUUUGAUGUUGCGUCGAAUGAGGUAGACGCUAUCUCCCUCCUUGAAGGAUGGUCCCUUCAUCCGAUGCUGAUUGGCGUAAUUCAUCAUUCUUUCUCGUACGAACUCUAGUUCCUGCUGGAGUUCUUUGUGUAAUUGUC
Pyricularia oryzae 70-15 is the source of this 1216-nucleotide messenger RNA. RefSeq lists its product as hypothetical. NCBI's taxonomy places the organism in Eukaryota, Fungi, Ascomycota, Sordariomycetes, Magnaporthales, Pyriculariaceae. The transcript is spliced from 4 exons. Bases 200 to 778 code for a protein of 192 amino acids. The record is from RefSeq and is a predicted model, not a curated record.